This is a messenger RNA of Oncorhynchus masou masou (cherry salmon), 5501 nucleotides long. RefSeq names its product bMERB domain-containing protein 1-like. The transcript has 6 exons. Bases 420 to 1040 code for a protein of 206 amino acids. NCBI's taxonomy places the organism in Eukaryota, Metazoa, Chordata, Actinopteri, Salmoniformes, Salmonidae. Gene Ontology annotation, biological process: negative regulation of microtubule depolymerization. The record is from RefSeq and is a predicted model, not a curated record. Gene Ontology annotation, cellular component: microtubule cytoskeleton.
UAGUGAAACAUUUUCCUAAUGUAAGCCUUCUGCAUUCAGCACCUAGCCCUAGUGAUAUCUUGACAUCUUCAUUGAAAAAAAAUGAUAUUGCUAGAAAUUCUUCUAAUAAAUAAUUUUAUGGAAAACUAGUAGAAAUGAAUAGAAAAUUUCGAUUUCCAGCUUUGUGUUUGACAAAUAUGACACUGUUUCAAUGCAAGCUCGGUGCCGUUUUUCUCCCAUUCUCCGGUUCGCAAUGCGCGUGCGCUCUGCAUCCAUCUGUGUACCACACAUCGAGGAAUUUGUAAGCUUAAAUAAAGAUGCUCAACGUCUCGGCUCCAUGGUGCCUUCGUAUCGGCGAAACUGAUUUAUCCUGAAAGGAAAACAAGAGCAGAACUCAAUAUAGGAUUUUAACACACCUUCCACAACCCAUUAAAGUCUUAAUGUAUCAUAAAUCAAUUCCAGCUAUGGAAUUGAAGAAAUCAAUUUCUGAUACCGAGCGCUCAUUGAAGAGCUACGGCUCUGUAUCGGAAACGGAAUGGACAAAAGACAAAGGUCAGUCAGAUGUGUCCAUGGCGGAGAGCAUCAUGUCUCCAGAUGAGAUUGAAGUGGAGAUGGCUCGCAUCCAGCGCCUCAGGGAGGUGCUGGUGAGGAGGGAGUCCGAACUGCGCUUUAUGGCGGAUGACAUCCAGCUCUGCAAAGACAUCAUGAGUCUGAAACAGGAGCUGAGGAAGGUGGUAACUGUACCAGAGAAAGAGAAGACCAAGAAACAGAGACAGUGGGAGGAGGAGUUGAUCCUGAAAAUCCAUAAACUGGUGCAGAAGAGGGAUUUCCUAGUGGACGAUGCAGAGGUGGAGAGAUUAAGGGAGCAGGAGGAGGACAAGGAGAUGGCUGAGUUCCUGAGACAGAAGCUGAUGCCUCUGGAGAAGCUGGCCAGAGAAGCUGCCCAAAAUCCCCAGAAGCCCAAGAGACUCCCUGGUCCUCCGCCCAGCAAGCCGUCCGUCACCAAGUCCAUCACCAUCAUCAAGGACUGCUGCGGAGCCACCCAGUGUUGUAUCAUGUAACCGUGGUUACAGAGGAGUUGAAGACAGUACACCCUCCCAUUCACAGCACCACCCUAGUAACAACAACACAGUCACACUGUACAUCUGUCACCUGACCUGGUCUCUCAUAUCACCUAUCGUUACAUCAUUUCCUGUGAUCCAGAGAACCCUGGUGCAAAAUGGAUGCCCUUAUACGUGAUAGAUGGACAGGCCUGGCCACAUGUAAAUAAUGGAAUAACAGAAAUAUAAAUGAAAUGUGGCACUAUAUAAUGUUAAAAGGCAAUUGGAAAUUGAAUAUAUGGGACCUGUACAGUAUUGUAAGCAAUACACCAAUUUAUAUUGAUUUAGGGACUCAUUACAUCCCUCAAAACAUUCUUCAGAGAUCAAUAAUGACAUAUAUUCCUCAGAUUUAUAAGCACAACGUCCCAUACCCAACCACAAACGCAACAUACCAAGGUUCUCUGUCCACCAGGAAAUUACAUCAUGACUGAAUUGUUAUUGACUUUGUCAUUUUGAAUAACGGGUAUUUACUGGAUGCUUCCAUUCCAACCCUUUAACAGAACAACUAGAACUCCUCUCAGACUUAGGUCUGUAUGCUUACUAGGGUGGGGUCAAUUCCAUUUCAAUCCAGUCAUUUACUUACCGAAUUAACAGAAUUGAAAAUGAAUUGAUCCAACCCUGAUGCUUGCUCUGGAAAUGUAGAUUAUGAAACACUUCACUCACUGCAGUACAUUUUUUAAUCCCUUUAUUGUAAAAGUAUACUUCCUAUAUAAACAGUAUUACUGAACACAGUUGCUAUGAUACCAUUUACAUUGGCAAGCUGCAACAAUCGCAUGAUUGAGUUAUUUUGUUUUUCUAUGAUGUAUAUCAACGUAUCAAUAACCAGCCAGUAUACACACGCAUUUAUUUUGCUAAGACAAAGUCAGCCUUACAACUGGUCAAUCUUAUAUUCACCAAAACAUACUGGUAGUCAUUACCAUGGUAUCACUACAAUAUUAUUCAUGAUUACAAUGAAUAAGUAUAGCAAAGGAAAACAAUUAGCGUCAUACUACGAGUCUUGCAAUUUCUACAGCAAAACAAGAAGAGGUGAAUGCAAUUCUUUAUUUGUACAUGCCUUUGUUAAGAUUCUGGAAAAGAGAGUGUUUGUUGGAAUCUGUUUGUAGAAGAUUCGGGAGUCCUGUUCAACAAAGUGACCCUCUACUUCAGAAUAUUGUCCUCUAACCCCACGCCUCCCUUUGGGUAGAUCUCGGAAGUAUUUUUCUUGACUCAUCAAGUCCUUCUCCUUGCUUCCAUUGGAGGUUAUGAGAAGCAAAGAAUUGUGGAAAACAGACUCAUCCCUGAACUUUGUUCUGUAGCAUAUUAGUGAUGCUUUAAUGUCCAAAAUGAACAAUAUGCAUAAAAUGAGCCGAAAUUACCUGUACAUAUACAGUACCAGUCAAAAGUUUGGACACACCUACUCAACAGGUUUUUUUAUUUUUAAUUUUUUACUAUUUUCUACAUUGUAGAAUAAUAGCGAAGACAUCAAACCUAUGACAUAACAGAUAUGGAAUCAUGUAGAACAAGGAUUAAAUCAAAAUACACUGCUCAAAAAAAUAAAGGGAACACUUAAACAACACAAUGCAUCUCCAAGUCAAUCGCACUUCUGUGAAAUCAAACUGUCCACUUAGGAAGCAACACUGAUUGACAAUACAUUUCACAUGCUGUUGUGCAAAUGGAAUAGACAACAGGUGGAAAUUCUAUAGGAAAUUAGCAAGACACCCCCAAUAAAGGAGUGGUUCUGCAGGUGGUGACCACAGACCACUUCUCAGUUCCUAUGCUUCCUGGCUGAUGUUUUGAUCACUUUUGAAUGCUGGCGGUGCUUUCACUCUAGUGGUAGCAUGAGACGAAGUCUACAACCCACACAAGUGGCUCAGGUAGUGCAGCUCAUCCAGGAUGGCACAUCAAUGCGAGCUGUGGCAAGAAGGUUUGCUGUGUCUGUCAGCGUAGUGUCCAGAGCACGGAGGCACUACCAGGAGACAGGCCGGUACAUCAGGAAACGUGGAGGAGGCCGUAGGAGGGCAACAACCCAGCAGCAGGACCACUACCUCCGCCUUUGCGCAAGGAGGAGCAGGAGGAACACUGCCAGAGCCCUGCAAAAUGACCUCCAGCAGGCCACAAAUGUGCAUGUGUCUGCUCAAAUGGCCAGAAACAGACUCCAUGAGGGUGGUAUGAGGGCCCGACGUCCACAGGUGGGGGUUGUGCUUACAGCCCAACACCGUGCAGUACGUUUGGUAUUUGCCAGAGAACACCAAGAUUGGCAAAUUCGCCACUGGCGGCCUGUGCUCUUCACAGAUGAAAGCAGGUUCACACUGAGCACGGGACAGACGUGACAGUCUGGAGAUGCCGUGGAGAACGUUCUGCUGCCUGCAACAUCCUCCAGCAUGACCGGUUUGGCGGUGGGUCAGUCAUGGAGUGGGGUGGCAUUUCUUUGGGGGGCCGCACAGCCCUCCAUGUGCUCGCCAGAGGUAGCCUGACUGCCAUUAGGUACCGAGAUGAGAUCCUCAGACCCCCUGUGAGACCAUAUGCUGGUGCGGUUGGGCUUGGGUUCCUCCUAAUGCAAGACAAUGCUAGACCUCAUGUGGCUGGAGUGUGUCAGCAGUUCCUGCAAGAGGAAGGCAUUGAUGCUAUGGACUGGCCCGUCCGUUCCUCAGACCUGAAUCCAAUUGACCACAUCUGGGACAUCAUGUCUCACUCCAUCCACCAACGCCACGUUGCACCACAGACUGUCCAGGAGUUGUCGGAUGCUUUAUUCCAGGUCUGGGAGGAGAUCCCUCAGGAGACCAUCCGCCACCUCAUCAGGAGCAUGCCCAGGCGUUGUAGGGAGGUCAUACAGGCACGUGGAGGCCACACACACUACUGAGCCUCAUUUUGACUUGUUUUAAGGACAUGACAUCAAAGUUGGAUCAGCCUGUAGUGUGGUUUUCCACUUUAAUUUUGAGUGUGACUCCAAAUCCAGACCUCUGUGGGUUGAUACAUUUUAUUUCCAUUGAUAAUUGUUGUGAUUUUGUUGUCGGGACAUUCAACUAUGUAAAGAAAAAAGUAUUUAAUAAGAAUAUUUCAUUCAUUCAGAUCUAGGAUGUGUUAUUUUAGUGUUCCCUUUAUUUUUUUGAGCAGUGUAUAUUUGAUUUUCUUCAUGGUUGCCACCCUUUGUCUUGACAGCUUUGCACACGCUAGGCAUUCUCUCAACCAGCUUCAUGAGAAUGUAUUUCAAUUAACAGGUGUGCCUUGUUAAAAGAUACUUCCACAAAUUUCUUUCCUUCUUAAUGCGUUUGAGCCAAUCACUUGUGCUGUGACAAGGUAGGGGUGGUAUACAGAAGAUAGCCCUGUUUGGUGAAAGACCAAGUCCAUAUUAUGCCAAGAACAGCUCAAAUAAGCAAAGAGAAACAGCAGUCUAUCAUUACUUUAAGACAUUAAGCUCAGUCAAUGCGAAAAAUUAAGAACUUUGAAAGUUUCUUCAAGUGCUAUGAUGAAACUGUCUCUCAUGAGGACCGCCACAGGAAAGGAAGACCCAGAGUUCAUUUGAGUUACCAGCCUCAGAAAUUGCAGCCAGAAAUAAAUGCUUCACAGGAGUUAAAGUAACACAGACACAACAUCAACUGUUCAGAGGAGACUGGUUGAAAUCGGGCCUUCAUGGUUGAAUUGCUGCAAAGAAAUCACUACUAAAGGACACCAAUAAUAAGAAGAGACUUGCUUGGGCCAAGAAACACAAGCAAUGGACAUUAGACCAGAGGAAAUCAGCCCUUUGGUCCAUUGAGUCCAAAUUUGAGAUAUGUCUUUGUGAGACGCAGUAGGUGAACAGAUCAUCUCCGCAUCUGUGGUUCCCACCAUGAAGCAUGGAGGAGUUGAUGUGAUGUUGUUUUGCUGGUGACACUGGCAGUGAUUUAUUUAGAAUUCAAGGCACACAACCAACAUGGCUACCAGAGCAUUCUGCAGCGCUACGCCAUCCCAUCUGGUUUGCACUUAGUGGGACUAUCAUUUGUUUUUCAACAACCAAAAACUCACCUCCAGGCUGUGUAAGGGCUUUUUGGCCAAGGAGAAUGGAGUGCUGCAUCAGAUGACCUGGCCUCCACAAUCACCUGAACGCAACCCAAUUGAGUUUGACCAUAAAGGAAAAGCAGCCAACAAGUGCUCAGCAUAUUAUGUAGGAACUCUUUCAAGACUGUUGGAAAAGCAUUCCUAACGAAGCUGGUUGAGAGAAUGCCAAGAGUGUGCAAAGCUGUCAAGGCAACGGGUGGCAACUUUGAAGAAUCUAAAAUAUAUUUUGAUUUGUUUAACACUUUUUGGGGUACUACAUGAUUCCAUGUGUUAUUUCAUAGUUUUGAUGUCUUCACUGUGAUUCUACAAUGUAGAAAAUAGUAAAAAUAAAGAAAACCCCUUGAAUGUGUAGAUGUGUCCAAACUUUUGACUGGUACUGUAUUUAAAUAAAAAGGCAUCUUUCAGGAA